AUGGCGAAUUUACCAUCCCACGCCUCGCCCACGUUCGGCGCAAAGGCUGCCGCUCCCACACAGCCGAUUGAACAAAUAUCUCUCACUUCAGGGCAGGCGUCGUCUCUGGACGGUCACUCAGAUGACUUUAUACAACGCAAUAUGAUGAACGACUCCGGUACUAUCGGCACCACACCUGGCGACAUGACACCUGCAGUACCUGCCUCCCUCCUUUCCCCUUCCUUCACACCACCGGCUACUCCUGGUGGCACACUGAACAAGGAACGAUUGCUUCAAGAAGCUAUUCCGCAGACAGUCUCUCAUGCCAGACCCCCGAAGCUCCUUCCCCGCCUACCCGAUGUCGAGUGCAUCGUCCGCGCGCGUAUUCCGACAACAACCGGUGCUGAAAUGUUCUUACAUUUGUAUCAUAACGAUCUAGACAGCAAGGAACAUCUUGCCAUUGUAUUUGGAAAUACUAUUCGAAGUCGAAGUCUGGACAAAGUGAGACCUGGCGAGACGGAAAUGGAUCGGAUGAUUCGUGGAGCUUAUGUGGGUAAACUGCAUCCUGGUCGCGUGAGCAGUUGGCAUGAUGCGGCCAAGGAAGGAACCUCUGGUGAACCAGGUGAUGAGGCCGACGUUGGUGCCGUACAUGAUGCAGAUCUAAUGCACGAGCAAUUGAGUGAAGCUCCGUUAGUACGCAUUCAUUCAGAGUGCUACACCGGGGAAACGGCUUGGUCUGCUCGCUGUGAUUGCGGAGAACAACUUGACGAGGCAGCUAGAUUGAUGUCGUUGCCAAUGGAGACCCUCAAUGAGAUUGCAUCCCAGCAAUCCCGGUCUGUACCCUCCAAUGUUUCAGGGGGCGUCAUAAUUUACCUUCGUCAAGAAGGCCGGGGGAUUGGGCUAGGGGAGAAAUUGAAAGCCUACAACUUGCAAGAUUUGGGGUCAGAUACAGUCGAGGCGAACCUUCUUCUGCGUCAUCCGGCCGAUGCCCGGAGCUACGGACUGGCUACAGCGAUGCUCGCUGAUCUAGGUCUGGGUGUCGAUUCGAAUCCGCAUGGAAUCCGACUACUCACAAACAACCCGGACAAAGUCAGAGCAAUUGAAGGGCCAGGCCGCGAGGUGAUAGUGAAGGACCGUGUGCCAAUGGUUCCACUGGCGUGGCAGACUGGAGGAAAGAUGGGCAUUAAGAGCUCUGAAUUUGACGCCGAGUCGUAA
Molecule: messenger RNA, 1194 nt
Organism: Aspergillus versicolor CBS 583.65
Lineage: Eukaryota; Fungi; Ascomycota; Eurotiomycetes; Eurotiales; Aspergillaceae
Product: GTP cyclohydrolase II
Exons: 2
Coding region: 1-1194 (397 amino acids)
Biological process (GO): riboflavin biosynthetic process
Molecular function (GO): GTP cyclohydrolase II activity
Source: RefSeq, a predicted model, not a curated record